AUGCUUUCUCUUCCACCUGAAGUUCAACUUGAUGUUCUAAAAUGUCUUAAUUUUGAGCAAUUAUUCUCUCUUAAACAAGCCAACUUUUAUUUUCGGAACUUGAUUAAUAAAUAUGAGGGAGGAUUGGCAAGAAUGAAAUUCUAUAGACUUAUCGGUCCCAACAACUCAUAUAUUGAAGAUGUAAUCAUUAAACUUGGACCUGUAAUUUCUGAAUUUGUUUUGAAUGAUCUGAUUAUGGAGAAGUGGAAAACAGCGUUAGAUAAAUCUAUUCCGUUGUUUUUACAUAAUUCUGAAGUUAAUACAAACUUUGUUGUUUCUUUAGAGAAAGAAGGUAUAAAAAUAUUGUUAUAUGAAAUAGUAGUGGGCACUUGUAAGGAAGCGGGCCCUUAUUUGUUUUUUUUGUUUCUUUUGGCAUUAACCUGUUAA
Meloidogyne enterolobii is the source of this 426-nucleotide messenger RNA. Lineage: Eukaryota; Metazoa; Nematoda; Chromadorea; Rhabditida; Meloidogynidae. The record is from the annotation of a GenBank genome assembly.